Molecule: messenger RNA, 918 nt
Organism: Aspergillus japonicus CBS 114.51
Lineage: Eukaryota; Fungi; Ascomycota; Eurotiomycetes; Eurotiales; Aspergillaceae
Gene: met16
Product: phosphoadenylyl-sulfate reductase (thioredoxin)
Exons: 2
Coding region: 1-918 (305 amino acids)
Cellular component (GO): cytoplasm
Molecular function (GO): phosphoadenylyl-sulfate reductase (thioredoxin) activity
Source: RefSeq, a predicted model, not a curated record
AUGCCUGCCAAGAUGUCGGACAACUACCCCUCUGAUGGCGAGGCCAUUGACUCCAGAGACUCUGGUUAUGUCAGUGGCAGCUCGAGUGAUGACUAUUCCCCUGAGAUCGUCUUCACCAAGCCACACUUGAAGUUCCUCAACAGACAAUUGCAAUUCCUCGAGCCUCAAGAUGUCCUGAGAUGGUGUGUCACUUCACUGCCUCACCUCUACCAGACCACUGCCUUUGGCUUGACUGGUCUGGUCACUAUCGAUAUGUUGUCCAAGUUGGCUGUGCCCCGGCCUCAGAUGGUCGACCUGAUCUUUCUCGAUACCCUCCACCACUUCCCCGAGACCUUGGCUCUGGUCGACCGCGUCCGUGAGAAGUACCCUCUGAACACCAUCCAUGUCUACAAGCCUCAGGGCUGUGAGACCGAGGAGGACUUCGCUAAGAAGCACGGUCCCCGCCUCUGGGAGAAGGAUGACCAGUUCUACGACUGGGCUGCCAAGGUUGAACCCGCCCAGCGUGCCUACCGUGAACUCAACGUGCACGCCGUCCUCACUGGCCGCCGCCGUAGCCAGGGUGGCAAGCGCGGUGACAUCGACAUCAUCGAGGUUGACGAGGCUGGCUUGAUCAAGAUCAACCCUCUCGCCAACUGGACCUUCGAUCAAGUCAAGCAGUACGUCAAGGAGAACAACGUCCCUUACAAUGAGCUCCUCGACCGUGGCUACAAGAGCAUCGGCGACUACCACUCCACCCAGCCCGUGAAGGAGAACGAGGAUGAGCGCUCUGGACGCUGGAAGGGUCAGGCCAAGACCGAGUGCGGCAUCCACAACCCCCGCUCCAAAUACGCACAGUUUCUCAUGGAGAUGGAGCGUAAGCGCCAGGAGGAAGCCAUCUCGCAGGCUCUUCAGACCUCCCUUACGACUUCUGCUCAAUGA